AUGGCGAACACUUUGCAAGAGCUCCGUCCCGCUUCUACCGCGGUGGAGAAGGACGACUUCGUAAUCCCCCUCAUCGACUUCGGUCCUUUCUUUUCCGGAACCCCGUCCGAUAAACAUGCGGUCGCGCUGUCAGUCACGACGGCUUUUAAGACUUCCGGGUUUCUUUACUUGAAGAACCAUGGCGUUCCACCCUCCGUCGUCUCCCAAGCGUUCUCCGCAUCCGCCAAGUUCUUCAAUCGGAGCCAGGAACAAAAGGAUGGUCUCGGAUGGACCACGCCGCAGUCAAACCGUGGGUAUAUCGCGACUGGGCGAGAAAAGCUAGCGCCACUCGAGGAGACGAGCGGGAUUAACGAGCUGCGCGGGACGGCGCCCGAUCUUAAAGAAACCAUGGAGAUUGGACGGGAAGGGAUAGAGGACCUGCCCAAUCGGUGGCCCGAUCAUCUCGACGACGAGGGCAAAGACUUCAAAGAAACCAUGUUGUCGUUUUUUGACACCUGUAAGACCCUGCACCGGCAUAUCAUGAGUGCCAUCGCCUUGGGCAUGAACUUGCCCGAGCACUUCUUUGAUGAGUAUGUGGACGCCGGCGACAAUAAUCUGCGUCUGCUUCACUAUCCCUCCGUCCGAAAGGAGGUCUUCCAAGAUAAUCCCAACCAAGUCCGUGCUGGAGAGCAUAGUGACUAUGGUUCAAUCACGCUCCUUUUCCAAGAUCGGCACGGCGGACUACAGGUACGCACCCCGAACGGGAGUUUCGUCGAUGCCACGCCCAUCGCCGAUACGAUUGUCAUCAAUGCCGGAGAUUUGUUAGCACGAUGGUCGAAUGAUACGAUCAAAAGCACCCGCCACCGAGUGGUCGAGCCACCGAAGCUCCCGGCUCAAGACUCCGAUGCUGACUCGCUAGAGAGCCACCCUUCGCGGUACAGCAUUGCAUACUUUUGCAAUCCGAACUUCGACAAGCUGAUCGAGGUUCUCCCCGGAACCUAUGGUGAGGACAUCCAGGUGGACAAGAAAUACCCCGAUAUUACAGCGGGAGACUACCUUGUACAACGACUAUCAGCGACGAUCUAA
Messenger RNA from Penicillium chermesinum, 1065 nucleotides. Its product is annotated as isopenicillin N synthase family dioxygenase. The record is from RefSeq and is a predicted model, not a curated record. Lineage: Eukaryota; Fungi; Ascomycota; Eurotiomycetes; Eurotiales; Aspergillaceae. The coding region runs from base 1 to 1065 and encodes 354 amino acids. Gene Ontology annotation, molecular function: dioxygenase activity. The transcript has 2 exons.